GCUUCAGCUGUAAGAAGAAACAAGUGUAUGAACUCCUAGUAACUCAUACAACAGAGUCUGCAGCCUAGGAGACGGAUUACAAUAUCAAUCCUCAGACGGAACCCAGUUUUCCAUCACUCAUCAUCUCGGCUAUUCUGUGCUCAAUGUAACCUAAUGGUUGUCCGAAUUUAAAUGGAUUGUAAAGCUAACAUUAUGAAUAUUCCAAAAUUUUGCGUCGUAGCACAAUUUUUUCUUUAUCUUAACGUCUUUAAAGUAAACUUUGUGAGCUCAUCCGAGAUGGACGGUGAUAUUCCUGCAACCGAAGCGGCGUUUCUCAAUCCGACACGAGACAUGAUGACCAUUAAUAUGCACAGAGUUUAUGAUAAAUACAGCAAGAAACAUCAUCACCAUCAUCACGAACAACAGGACGUGAAUACGAUCAGAAGCUUCAGAGGCGUCCCAGAGUUCUCCCACCACAAAGUUUUGUUUGACUUCAACCUGACCUCUAUCCCUGAUUCGGAAGUGAUUCUGAAUUCAGUUCUACAUUUUCCUGACCAUCAAGCCCGUCAGCGGCCCUGGGCGUGUCGGCGUGCCCGCGGAGCUGCAUGUCGCCUCCAGACCCUUCAGCCACUAACCCUGUCGCAUCUCAUUAUUAAGGGCACAUCACCAAAUGCUGCCAUUCCCUCUCAACUGUCAAACAUCACAUUGUCGUCUAGCAGAAAGGGGCUUUGGCAGAUUGUGGAUGUAACAUCAGCCAUCAUACAAGCCCAGAUUCAGGGUGAGCUAUUGCUCACUGCCGAGUUUCACUUUUGGAACAGAUUCCAGAGACCCCAGGACCGCUUAUCUCAUCACAGUUUGCCAUUUAUUCUUGUGUAUACCAAUGACAUUGCCAUAACCGAACCAAACAGUGUUGCAGUGACUCUGCAGAGAUACAGUCCAUCUCAUGUGAGUGAUGAGAAGGCAACUAAACCUCACUCAACUUUGUUAAGUUCUAGAAUUAGGAGAGGUGUGGACCACAUCCAGAGUAAUUAUCUACCCGAUGUCCAGGAUAAUGAUCUGAAGAACAGGGAAUUAUGGGACAGUGUCUUUAUCGCAAAGAAACCCAAACCUUUACCAAAGGUCCAGGAGCAUCACGAGGGGUUGAGAGGAUCCCAGGAACUCAGCUUUGAUGAGAAGACCAUGAAAAAAGCUAGACGCAAGCAGUGGAGCGAGCCCCGAAUGUGUGCACGACGUUAUCUGAGGGUUGACUUUGCUGACAUUGGUUGGAGUGAAUGGAUAUUAGCUCCAAAAGCAUUCGAUGCAUACUACUGUGCAGGAACGUGUGGAUUCCCAAUUCCCAAGGUUGUUCAACCUUCCAAUCAUGCAACCAUUCAGAGUAUAGUGAGAGCUGUGGGCAUUAUCCCUGGUGUCCCAGAGCCGUGCUGCGUACCUGACAAGAUGAGCUCUCUGGCUGUGCUGUAUCUUGACACGAGCAGGAACAUGGUACUGAAGGUCUAUCCUAGCAUGUCUGUGGAGACCUGUGCCUGUCGAUAAACAAACCAGGCAGCCGAUGGACAGAUAAACAUAUACAUCACCCAUAAAAACACUAUGAACUGUGGGGGAGAACUGUACAUACUAAAGCACAUCAUAUGACAAAAAUGAACUUUAUUGCGUAUGCAAAUAAGACCUUAAAAUCAUUAUAGAAAAAUACAUUUCUAUACUUUUUCACUUUGAAUGACUUGUAUAUAAGCCUUAUUGUAACAUAAAAUAUUAAAACAGAAUGACAGAUGGAAAGUAAAAAUUGUACAUAAAUCAUUAAUAAUUGUAUGUGUCUGCAUAGAGGGACUUUCAGUUGGUUUGUAGUCUUGUUAAUGUUAGUAUGUGCAGAAUCUUGCAUGCAAAAAUAAAUCUCACAUCAUGUUAAAGGGAUAGUUCACCCCAAAAUAAAAAUUAGCAUAGAUUGUACUUAAUCCUAAAGGCGCAGGUGUAUAUGACUAUGUAUUGUCUUUCAGCCAGACGCAGUCAGAGUUAUAAUAAAUAAUAUAUCUUGCCUUUUUUAGCUCUUUAAUAGCAUUGGAUAGUGCCCCAUUUUUUCCAAGAAGCGCAUCCACCAUCCAAACUAAUCCAUAUGGUUAAAAGCACAUUACUUCAUCUCAGAAGACAUUUAAUAACUGUAUGGAUUAACUUUUGUAUGGAUGAAUGCGCUUUUUAGAGCUUAAAAUUGGGGCUAUCCAAUGCCAUUAUGAAGAGCAAAAAUAUUAUUUCAUAUAAGUCGAGUGUCUUAAAAAGUUAUAUGGCUUAAGAGUGAGUAAAAUAUAUGCUAAAUUUCAAUUUUAGGUGAACUUAUUUCUAACAUGGACACUAUGAAUAAUGUUUAAUAUAAUGCUGCCAUCUAGUGUUGCAUGACUUUCAUAGCGCUAGUACUACAUAUUAGCAUUUUAGUUUUUAACCUCCUCUGCUUUAAAACAGCUGGAUUGAAUAGUCAUAACAAAUAGUGUAAUAAAGUAAUUUUAUGAAUUAUGGAUUAAUUGUUGCCAUAGUUAGUAGUAAAGUUAAAACAAAUAUGUCUAGAAAGAUUUUGUAUGUUUUUAAAAAUAUGUAAGUUAUUUAUUUUUCAAUCUUUUUAUGAAUAUUACUUACAUUUUUGUAUGCAAAAUGUUUCUUUUUUAUAUUUUAUGCUAAAUCCUAUUGUAAUAUGGAUGAAUAAAGUAAGGGCAAAGGGCAGUUUCUUCUAAACUCAUU
This is a messenger RNA of Misgurnus anguillicaudatus (oriental weatherfish), 2700 nucleotides long. RefSeq names its product growth differentiation factor 10b (gene gdf10b). Gene Ontology annotation, molecular function: growth factor activity; cytokine activity. Gene Ontology annotation, biological process: positive regulation of osteoblast differentiation. The record is from RefSeq and is a predicted model, not a curated record. Gene Ontology annotation, cellular component: extracellular region. Lineage: Eukaryota; Metazoa; Chordata; Actinopteri; Cypriniformes; Cobitidae.